This is a messenger RNA of Pecten maximus, 1256 nucleotides long. RefSeq lists its product as uncharacterized. Lineage: Eukaryota; Metazoa; Mollusca; Bivalvia; Pectinida; Pectinidae. The coding region runs from base 186 to 1256 and encodes 356 amino acids. The record is from RefSeq and is a predicted model, not a curated record. The transcript is spliced from 9 exons.
AUCUACAUUGGACAGUGGAUUUGGCGAAGAAAACUUCCCAUAUUUAUCAGUAUUUGGACACGAACACAAUCUUACACGUUACUAGGGAAUAUUUCUGAUGUGAUAUGAUACGUUCGUUCCCCACACGCACGUGGACCUGUUGAGGUGUUGCAGUAAUGAUAGGACUCUGACACUAAUCAGCUGUCAUGGAUAUGAAUGCACCCUUACUAUCCAAUCAAACAGUCGUUACUUAUGACAAGGAGACUGCCAAACUACGCAAUGUCAUCCCACUCAAUAUCCUACAGGAUCAAGUGUCCUGUCUAUCCCUGGACAACGUGACCCAGAUUGACUUCGGCCUCAAUGGCUAUUGUACCGAUGCUGUUUUGUGGACACUGAGACAGUCCAUCAAGGCUCCUGUGAAAAACAUAUCAGAUGUGGAUUUAAGUGGAUGUCCACUCCUAACAGACCGAGGAAUCAAAUGGCUGGUGGACAUCCUCAAACAACAUUCCAUUGCCACACUAAACAAGAUAAAUGUAAGUGGCUGCUCUCUACUGACAGACCAUGCCUUGGCUUUGUUGUGUGAGAUUACUCCUGAGACAUGUACCAUUGAUGCCAGUGGCACAAAUGUACAAUACCUGAAACAAAUCAAGGGAAAGGUUGUAAAGACUGACGCCUGCCCCAUCAUUGAGACACAGCAAGGUAGCAUGAAGGAAUAUGAACGAGGUCAUGUGAUGGUGGUACCCCAACCCUGUAUUAGGACCAGUGUCGCCACCUACAUCAAGUCUCAGUCCACAGUGAAUAGAGAGCCUGUCCACCAUACCAAAUCUUGUAAGAUGGGCAGACUGGACGUAGCUCUCACAGAGAUGACACCGGACAAUCCUCUUUUUGACGUCAUGGUUGGAAAGAAUCCAGUGCAAGUUAUAAUUCCAUAUGACUCGACAGCGGAAGUAAAAGACAUUAAAAAUCAUGUGAUGGAUACCAUAUCACGGGUUGUGUGUAAGGAGUCAAUCAACCCCAAAUGGCCGGAGCUGUCUUUUGAUGUGGAGGUAACGGAGGAGGUGGAGGUAGACUACACACCGUUUAUGGAUGUGUAUGCUUCCUGUAACCAGAUCAGGGUUGGAAAUACACUCAGGAAUUAUGGUAAGGGAGAAGUGAUUGGUUGUUAUUACUCCCAUCAAAUGUUGACCCGCUCACACCCGUACUACGAGGUAAAGUGCCUGGCUGCUGACAGUGGGUCUGGAGAGAAAGUUGGUGUCCUUGCUUGGCUGUAUCUUUGA